Molecule: messenger RNA, 734 nt
Organism: Amaranthus tricolor (Joseph's coat)
Lineage: Eukaryota; Viridiplantae; Streptophyta; Magnoliopsida; Caryophyllales; Amaranthaceae
Exons: 1
Coding region: 62-646 (194 amino acids)
Source: RefSeq, a predicted model, not a curated record
AAAUUAACACCAACACAUUAUCAUCUCAAAAGAAAUAUCCCACACACAUUCACCCCACAAAAUGCUUCCCAUCAAAGAAGAAAACAAGUUUUUCUCAAGACAUCUAACAAAAGAAAGUUCAAUUUCAAACCCAUCUUUUAGAGUGUAUUAUGGAGGAAAUUCAAUAGCAGUUCCAUUUGUAUGGGAAGCUAAACCAGGAACUCCUAAACAUACAAAACACAAUUUCUCACAGGAAGAACAAAACAAACAAUAUUUCCCUCCUCUUACUCCUCCUCCUUCAUAUUACCUUAAACAACCUCAAAAUUUACCUAAUAAGAAAUCUUUUGGUAAGAAUUUUUUGGGUUUGUUCCCUAAUAAGAGUAUGCAUAGAAGGCAGACCUCUUCAGCAUCUACAUUGUCUUGCCCCUCAUCGUCGAUGUUGUUAGAUUCGAUGAUCAGGGGCACUGAAAGGAGCUCGAGUCUAAGAUCGAGUCUGGGUCUGAGUCUGAGCCGAGGUCGGAGAAGGACUAAAUCUAAUUCAGGAUCAUUGUUUGAAUUCAUGGUGAAUAGUCAAGAAGAUGAUGAUGUUAGAAGUCCUAGAUCAGUUUUGUGUUUUGGAUUUGCUGGUAGUCGGAGAAUUCGUAGUUGUUCUAUUGCUGAUCAUUAAAGGUGUGAAAGUGAUUUCAUAACAACAUGCAAUAAAUCAUACACUAAAAAAUAACCAUGUUUAAUUAAACAUGGGUUUUUUCCUUUUA